Spirodela intermedia is the source of this 3035-nucleotide messenger RNA. The record is from the annotation of a GenBank genome assembly. Lineage: Eukaryota; Viridiplantae; Streptophyta; Magnoliopsida; Alismatales; Araceae.
AUGGAAAUCACAAAUGUCAACGAGUAUGAGGCCAUCGCGAAGGAGAAGCUGCCGAAGAUGAUCUACGACUACUACGCGUCCGGUGCAGAGGACCAGUGGACUCUCGGGGAGAACAGGAACGCCUUCUCGAGGAUUCUGUAAGCUCUUCUUCCUGUACCGAUCGUCUUGCUCUGCAUGUCCGUCUGGUGCAAUGAUCUCGCCUUAUCUCAUAUAAAGAAGCACAAGGUGUUUGGUUUUAUGCCGAACUGAUGUGGCAUGUAGAAUGCUCACCGGAUGAUGUCUUCUGCUUCAUGCGAUGUGCAUAGUUUAUUGGAAAGCUAGGAGAGAAAAUAAAAAAUAUUUUAUCGUAGACAUUAAGUGUCCCCAUAAACAUGAUUACAUGUGAAAAAAAUUGAUCUGGUCCUCCAGAUUGCUGAAAUGCUGGGAGAAGGAUCAGCCCCUCUGGCGAUCCAUCCCCAUCUAUUACUAUCCGCCGGUGAAUCUGUCCUACAAGAUCGUUGCUUUCAUGAUCUUGUGUGAAUAAUAAUGUUUUUGAACUGUGUUAGUGCAUUUCAAAGGGCCUUAUUCUUUGAUCAUCGUCAGGUUUCGCCCUCGCAUCCUCAUUGAUGUGACCAAGAUAGAUAUGAGCACCACCAUCUUGGGGUACAAGAUUUCGAUGCCCAUCAUGAUUGCUCCCACUGCGAUGCAGAAGAUGGCUCAUCCCGAGGGUACGUCCUCUCCCUGUGGUGAAUCCGGACCAAAUUAUUCAGCAAUUACCGCACUGAAAGUUGAUUUUUCUUUAAAACCAUAUUGUUCAUCGAAUAUCAGCUUCAAAAGUUCGAGUUAUCAUGAACCAAACCUGGUUUCUACGAAUGGAAACCUUUGAUGGUUCGAAGCCUGAAUCAGUGUCUAAUUCUUCCUGCAGGAGAGUAUGCGACAGCGCGGGCAGCAUCAGCUGCCAACACUAUCAUGGUACGGCGCCAUUAACCUGUCGCUGCUUAGUAUAUCUCGUGAUACGUUUGGCAAAUGAAGCUCUUUUGAUAUUAAUGGGGCCGGAAGGGGGAUUAUUAUCUUACAGUGAGGAAUAAUCUUUGGUCACCUCAUUCAAUCUUCAGUCUGGGCCUCCCCUCACGAGCUGGGUGUUUAAGAAAUUCAUCUAAUCUAGUUUUUUCGGGUGAAUCCGUAGAGAUGCACAGCUAUUUCUUUGCUCCCAUGAACAUCUCCAUCGUUCUAUUAGAUGAACUGAAGCAGGUUUUUAGGGUAAUGCAGAAGCAGCUACCCUGCUGAGCCCUGAACUAUAAAAAUGGAUGACUCCCCGUGCCCCACAUCAUGCCUCCAUUCUUUUAUAUAAUUUAUACCUUGAACCUGUCGAAAAUAAUCGGGUGCCAACGCCAGGCUCCGAUUUUUUUCGCUUUUCUUUUUGGUACUGUUCUUGAAAUUUUGGGGCUUUUGGACAUUUUUGCAGACAUUAUCAUCCUGGGCUACAUCGAGUGUUGAAGAGGUUGCAUCAACCGGGCCCGGCAUCCGCUUUUUCCAGCUAUACGUAGGUUUAUGGUGGUUUCAAUCAAGCGUAUUCAUUCCAACUUUUGAGCCAUGCAUCGAAAAAUAAAACCUCACAUUUCUCUAAAUUUCAGGUCUACAAGGACAGGAAUGUCGUGGCGCAGCUCGUUAGAAGGGCUGAAAGGGCUGGCUUUAAGGCCAUCGCUCUCACGGUGGAUACUCCAAGGCUUGGACGGAGGGAAUCAGACAUCAAGAACAGGUUAUCUCCUCGAUCUCCGCCCAUCUUCUUCAAAGUUCUUCUUCGUAGACAGCCAUGAUGAUACUUUAUUUUUGGAAACUUUUGCAUAAGGAUAUUCAUCCGGCCGUAACGAACAGGAACUUGACCGCGAAGAGCAACAAAAAAUCAUUUAGGAUCUAACAAUGUUCGUUUUCUUCAGAUUCAAUCUGCCUCCACACCUGACCCUGAAGAACUUUGAGGGAUUGAACCUGGGGAAGAUGGACAAGGCGAGUGAUCCUGAGAGAUUGACCUGCAUCCGUCCUUUCACCUACCCUUUUCUCUCCGUUCCCUGAUCCGAUUUGGGUUUUGCAGACGGAUGACUCCGGAUUGGCUUCAUAUGUUGCGGGCCAAAUUGAUCGCUCUCUGAGUUGGAAGGUAUCUCCUUGGCCACCUACUUUGAUUUCCCUAUCAUUGCUUCUGCGUUUGACAGAGAUCUAGGUGCACGCUGCUUCUAUUGCGUCUGAUCUUCGAAGCAACUCAUAAAUUGCCUGAUCGCUUAUGUGGGUGUGGCCUUUUGAUUUGACCAGGACGUGAAGUGGCUGCAAACCAUCACCACGAUGCCGAUCUUGGUCAAGGGGGUCGUCACCGCCGAAGACAGUAAGCACCUGAGCCUCGUUUCGAAUAUCUCUGACUGUUUCUCCAAGCUCAGCCGUUCAUGGAGUCUUAAUCUACGCUGCAGCGAGGUUGGCCAUCCAAGCUGGUGCCGCCGGCAUCAUCGUCUCCAACCAUGGAGCUCGUCAGCUUGACUACGUCCCCGCAACAAUCAGCUGCCUCGAAGAGGUCUGCCGCUAAGAACUUGGUUAAAAUAUCUCCACUAAGAAGGUCUGCCCGCUGAUGGGCAUCCAAGAAUACAUGAAGUAUCUAUCCUCUGUCUGAUCUACGGGAUGGGACAUUUCAGGUGGUGAAAGCUGCACAAGGGAGAGUCCCCGUGUUUCUCGACGGUGGGGUUCGUCGUGGAACGGACGUCUUCAAGGCGCUGGCUCUCGGAGCUUCCGGCGUAUUCGUAAGUGCAAGAUUCAUCCUGUUGUAGAACGACCAUCUUUCUUUGAUUCAUGGGACCGAAGGCGCCUGAAACUGGUGCGGAAUCCGACAGAUCGGGAGGCCCGUCGUGUUCUCCCUGGCGGCGGCGGGCGAGGCCGGCGUGAGGAAGGUGCUCCAGAUGCUCCGCGACGAGUUCGAGCUCACCAUGGCGCUGAGCGGGUGCUGCUCUCUCAACGACAUCACCCGCAACCACAUCCUCACCGAGGGGGACGUGAACCGCGCCACAUCCAGGUUAUAA